Messenger RNA from Pochonia chlamydosporia 170, 4905 nucleotides. Its product is annotated as ring finger membrane protein. Gene Ontology annotation, cellular component: endoplasmic reticulum membrane. Gene Ontology annotation, molecular function: zinc ion binding. The record is from RefSeq and is a predicted model, not a curated record. The transcript is spliced from 2 exons. Bases 1 to 4905 code for a protein of 1634 amino acids. NCBI's taxonomy places the organism in Eukaryota, Fungi, Ascomycota, Sordariomycetes, Hypocreales, Clavicipitaceae.
AUGAACGACCCCGUUCAUACGCCUCAGCGGCGAGAAUUAUUCCCAUCGAUACCCGAAGACCGUUCGAAAUCCAGUUCACAACAGCCCGAUGCAGCACUUGCCAUCUGCCGCAUUUGUCGCGGCGAAGGAACUUCGGCCGAGCCGUUAUUCUACCCGUGCAAGUGCAGUGGCAGUAUCAAAUAUGUUCAUCAGGACUGCCUGAUGGAAUGGCUCUCACAUUCACAAAAGAAAUACUGUGAGCUGUGCAAGACUUCUUUCCGGUUCACCAAGCUAUAUGCUCCGGACAUGCCGCAGUCGCUUCCAGUUCACAUUUUUCUGGAGCACAUGGCCAAAUAUCUCGUACGCAAUGUAUUGUUAUGGCUCCGUGCUGUCGUUACCAUUAGUGUGUGGGUAUGCUGGUUGCCAUACUUCAUGAGAGUUGUCUGGGCCUUUAUGUUUUGGGUCAGCGAUGAAGGCUUAGGUGCUGGACCGUUCAUAUCAUCGCCGCCUUCACCCAGCGCUGCCAUACCGCUUGAUCCCACAGGCAUAACUACAGCCGGCCAUUCGCAAAUAUUCAGUCCCCAAUCUUGCUCCCUUAACGAACAGGUUGUGUUCAUAAACAGCAAAGUCGGGUCUCAAUCACCAACCUUACUGAGCGACGUGGGAUUUCUGAGGAAUCUCACUCGCAGUUCCACCGUCAAUCGCACAGUAAUUACAGUCGUUGAGGGUCAGAUCAUCACGGUUCUAGUUAUCGUUUGUUUCAUCUUGGUUAUUCUGGUCCGAGACUAUGUCGUCCAACAACAGCCGGAGAUUAACAUGCGAGCUGCGUUUGCGGAUCAAGAGAACAAUAACCCACCUGCACCCGUGCAGCAACCGCUUGAACCGGAGCUUGACCACGACAAUCCGCCUGAAUCCGACGGAUUGGGCUCCGAUGACGAGACACUGGAUGCAGGGGCACAGGUGAAUGACCCAUUCGAAAUCAACUUGGACCGUCACGCAGAUAUCGACGAACCAACGCAUUCACCAGCACCGGCAGACAUGGACGAGACUAUGGAAUUCGAACCGAGAAUUCCUGACUUCGCAACGGAACUGCGAGACCCACAGGAUGCUAUCUCGGGGGAUUUAGAGGUUGAAGGCUUAGACGAUAGGGCCAGCGUCAUCGACUACUUGCGAGUGUACCGCCUGGCCGGUGGUAACCUCGAAAAGAUUCUACAAAUUGUUGAAGAAGAAGGGUUGGAAGACAAGCUCCGAUAUUGGGUCGAUGUUACUCGGCGUUCCAUACGAGAGCGCGAGGUCACGGAGGAUUCAUCAGGGCCUUCCAACUUCCAAGCAAACUCUCAAAACAAAAUACCUAUGUCUCCAAUUCUAGAUCUCAACGAGUUUGGUGCUGUGGAUCAGCCGGCACAGACUUCAGACAGACAAGGGGCUGCACAAGACCGCAGUAAGGGGAAAGAGCGAGAAUGGCUACCAAUGUCCCCGGACUUGUCGCCCAGUCCUACGACACCCAAGUCCAACGUCGCCUCUGGUCCAUCUAGGCCCCGGGCUCGAUCCGACGGCCCCGAACCCAACAAUACGACGAACCCAUUGGCAAAUAACAGCUGGACAUUUAACAGCCUCCCUACGGCAGAUGAGGAAGAUCAAGAAUCAACGGACCAAGGCCAUGAUUCAGUUUUGCCAUCAACAAUGCCUAUCCAGAUUGAUGACAGCGGCAUGUCAGGCCUCAACGAAGGUCCUGACGAUGCUCUUCACUCUGAUCACGACGACGAUGCAGCAUCAGUCAAUCAUGACAGUGAUUCGUCCCAUGUUGGAAGAGAUGAGCCAGCCGUCCCUGAACCGGAGCAGAGGGGAUUAGUCGGACGUGUCGCCAACUUCAUGUGGGGCGAUCUGGAUCAACGACAGGUAGUUGACGAAGACCAACAUGAAGCGGCAAUUAACGGUGCUGCCGUAGCUGGCGAAGAAGGGGCUGCAGAAGAUCCAUGGAUCGACGUCGCUAUUGCUGAACCGGCCGAUGCCAACGGAGAGAUAAAUGCUGGCGAAGUCGACGCCGCCGCUGCAGCUGCGGGCAUGGAUGCCGAGGCCAUGGAGGACCUCGAGGAUUUCGAGGGUGUAAUGGAACUUCUGGGAAUGCGUGGUCCCAUUGCCGGUCUGUUCCAAAACGCCAUAUUCUGUGCCGUCCUCGUCUCGGUAACGAUAUUUACUUGCAUUUUUAUCCCUUAUAACAUAGGACGCUUCUCCGUUUGGAUCAUCGCCAAUCCCAUCUUGCUGGUUCGAAUGCUUAUGGGACUCUCCAAAGUCAUCCAAGAUGCAGCCAUGAUGGUUGGUGGAUUUGGUUCAUGGUGUGCAUUGAACAUUAUAGAUAUGUUUACUGGUAUUAUCGGCGGUGCCAUGGGCGCGCAGGUUGUUUCUGCCAGAAAAGCAUCCUGGGGCCUUUGGACCGGCGCCGGAACCAGAGUCGUGGAAUAUGCACUCAUGGAAUUUCCUCUCACUGCUUCUGAAGUACAAAAUUUCUCUGCCAUCAGUCACGAUGCUCUAAACACUGUCAAGGGGAACAUUGGCUGGGUUCUUGGGCAGGCUGACCAUGGUCUCAAGGCCCUGGCUGGACCUGACUUCACUGCUUUGGUUGACGGGCGAUUUGUUGCCGCGGCUUCCAUCAUCAUCCAGUCGUCAAUUUCUUCCAUCAUCAGCUGGGUAUCGGUGCUCUUUGACCCAAGCUCUUGGGUCAUUGACUUGGGUGAAGUCGCCACCAAGGCUCCAGUUGAUGCAGGCCUUGCAUAUUGGUCAGGAUUAGAUCGAUUUUGGGCAAUUCUCGUCGGCUACAUGACCGUUUUCGCUGUUGGCGCUUUAUACCUGAAACGAGGCAGUCCGUUUUCACGCGGUGACAUGAUGCAAGCCUGGGAAGCUGGAGUCAUCGACAGCCUUCACCAGGCAAGUGGGAUCAUGAAGGUCAUUCUCAUCAUCAGCAUCGAAAUGCUCGUUUUCCCCCUUUAUUGCGGCUUGUUGCUAGACGGCGCCUUGCUCCCUCUGUUCGAAGACACAACCUUCAAAUCGCGAAUCCUGUUUACCUGCAACUACCCUUUGACGUCCAUAUUUGUCCACUGGUUUGUGGGAACUGGCUACAUGUUCCACUUCGCUCUUUUCGUUUCCAUGUGCCGCAAGAUCAUGCGGCCUGGCGUCUUGUAUUUUAUUAGAGAUCCAGAUGAUCCCGAGUUCCAUCCUGUCCGAGAUGUUUUGGAGCGAAACCUGACAACUCAGCUACGCAAGAUUCUUUUCUCAGCUUUCGUGUAUGGCGCGUUGGUCAUUGUUUGUCUUGGUGGCGUAGUUUGGGGUCUCUAUUACACCAUGCCUGGCGUGCUACCAAUUCAUUACUCCUCCAACGAACCGGUUUUGGAGUUUCCGGUUGACCUUCUCUUCUACAAUUUCCUGAUGCCGCUGGCUGUGAAGUUUUUCAAGCCCAGCGACGGGUUGCACGCCAUGUAUACGUGGUGGUUCCGGAAAUGCGCCCGUGGGCUUCGAUUGACGUACUUUUUGUUCGGCGAGCGACGCAUAGACGAAGAAGGCAUUCUUCAGCUCAGUUCAGAGACAAAGAGUAAAGUCCCACCACAUAAGUGGCUCCUCCUCGAACUCGAUGAAAACAAUACCGUUAUACCCAAGACUUGGAGAGACACCUUUGACGGUGGUGAUGCAAAGCCGAACCCAUCAAUUUCAAGGCAGGAGAUGAAGGAUAUGAGACACAAAAAGGCGCAUCUUGUUAAUACAGGGCAACUCGAGAAAACCGGCAGGUUUGUACGGGCUCCUGCGUCUGACCGGGUCAAGAUACCGAAGGGUCAAAAGGUCUUCCUCACGGUCUCUGAACGAAACCAUCGCAAAGACGGGAAGGACGACACGGGUUUGUACAAGUCUCCUCAAUACCAACUCGUCUAUGUGCCGCCAAAUUUCCGCGCCAGGGUAUUCUUAUUCAUCCUAUUCAUCUGGCUGUUUGCCGCUGUCACAGGUGUUGGCUUCACCAUUGCACCAUUGGUACUUGGCAGAACCAUGUUUAAAACGUUGAUCCCUGCCCACAUCCGCACCAAUGAUAUUUAUGCGUUCAGUAUCGGCAUUUAUGUUUUAGGAUCACUGGCAUAUGGAUUGUUUCGCCUCCGCCAACUUAGCGCAAAGUUUCGAGAGUGGACAGGCAAGCUCCGCAACGAGAUUACGAGUGGGAAUAGCAGCAAGCGAGCCUUCAGCGGGAUGGCGCACGGCGCCAAGCUUUCCUACGCAUAUUUCUUCCUUCUCAUCGUGUUUCCGCUGAUGGUCUCGAUGUUGUUGGAGCUCUAUGUCAUUAUUCCUUUACACACUUACAUGAACCCGCCCACGCAGCAACAGGGAAUGGCGCCUUACCCCGGUAAGGACGGAGAAUCCGGUCGCCACACAGUUCGGAUUAUUCAAUCAUGGACUCUUGGUCUGCUCUAUCUAAACCUGGCAACUAGGUUGAUUACAUCCCUAUUUCCUGACACCCGCGUGGCAAUAGCAGUGCGGACGGUCAUGCGGCGGGGUUACUUCAAACCCGACGUUGAAGUGCUUACCAGAGCAUUCAUCGUUCCUUGUAUUGUUGUGUCCACACUCGCAACUUUUGGUCCGCCUACAACUGCGAGGCUUUUGCUCCGUUUCGGCCUUGUCUCACCCGCGCAGCUCAUGGGCGCCUCGGCUGGGGCACCCAACACUGCCAAUUUGUCUUUGAUUUUUAGAUAUUCAUACCCAGCGGCUGCAGUGGCGGCUGUUUUGGUCAGAUAUGCGGUUGGAAUGACUAGAGUUUUCAACCGAUGGACGGCAGGGGUUCGGGACGAAGCAUACUUGAUUGGAGAGCGUCUGCACAACUUUGGCGCAGCGACAGCAGGAUCCAGGAAGGCCAGGAAGGCAUGGGGUGCUGCUGGAGGGGGAAGACUCUGA